AUGAGCUUCGGAAACGCAGAGAACUCUGCGGAAACCCUCGGAGCCAAGAGCACGAGGAGCUGGUGUCUGUGUCAGAUUAGUACUUGCGGGCGACAUCAUUGUCCACGUGGAACCACGAGGAUUUAUGAAAAUUCUGGGGUGUUUUGCCCUACAACUGAAUAUUUGGAAAAAUAUCCUAUGUAUGACAAUGUUCUUCCACCUCAGAGUCUUAAACCCAAGCAAGAAAUUCGAGCAUGCCGUGGGAAAAUGGAAGGAAUAACUACAUUUAAGUAAAUAUUUAGUAACUGUUU
Symphalangus syndactylus (siamang) is the source of this 290-nucleotide messenger RNA. Its product is annotated as stabilizer of axonemal microtubules 1-like. Gene Ontology annotation, molecular function: microtubule binding. Lineage: Eukaryota; Metazoa; Chordata; Mammalia; Primates; Hylobatidae. The record is from RefSeq and is a predicted model, not a curated record.